UCGACAGAGGACAGUCCGUACUCAGGGCAAUACAACACCGAGUACUCCGUACUAACUAGGCUUGUACUAACUAGGCUCGAGGACGCGUUGUGUGUUGUGAUACAAAUCAUUAUUUGUGUUGCGUGUCGAAGUGUUUAGUGUCUUUUUGUGGUUGUACAGAGCCGGUCUUUUUGUUGAUAAGAAGACUAUUUGUGCGCGAUUGAGGCGAAUAUUCGGUUCCAUGCAAACGGUUCAGUGUAGAUAAGGCAGUUUAAGUAUACAAAGGUUCGGUAUGAGGGAUAGCUGCACAGUUCUAACAUGUGCAUUUAAGAAGGCCCAGGAUGAGGAAACUGAGCUCAUGGCUGCAAUUUCUAAGCUACAGGGCUUAAAAAACAAACUGAAGGUGGAGGAGCUGAUUCUGAUGGCCGAGAUGCGACAGCGCUCCAUGCAGGCGGCACGGGCCAUGUGCCAGACGAGCACCGUGCAGCGGCCGCGGCCGGCGACCGGCGACGCGCCACCGUCGCCCGCCGCCGGCGGCCACUGCUCCGGCGACUGCCAGCGGCCCCCGGUGGCCGCCGAUCCUCUGCCGACCGCUGGCAUCAGCUACCGGCCGCUGCUGGAGUUGACCGUGCCCUCCGCCAGCUACGGAGGUCCACAGGAGGAAGAAGAAGAAGACGACGAUGACGACGACGACGAAUGCUGAUUUCGAGGCGAUGUGUGUCUUACAUCAGAGGACGAGAGUCCUUCGAGGAGCGUGUAAUUUGCAGCAAUUUGUAUUAUAACGAGAUGCAUUGAACUCCCUAGUGUCUAGUGUCUUGUCUCUUUGUUUUACAACCAAUCGGUCAAUACACUUCUUGUUUUGCU
This is a messenger RNA of Pollicipes pollicipes, 843 nucleotides long. RefSeq lists its product as uncharacterized. The transcript has 3 exons. Bases 272 to 682 code for a protein of 136 amino acids. Lineage: Eukaryota; Metazoa; Arthropoda; Thecostraca; Pollicipedomorpha; Pollicipedidae. Gene Ontology annotation, cellular component: nucleus. The record is from RefSeq and is a predicted model, not a curated record. Gene Ontology annotation, biological process: transcription by RNA polymerase II; transcription initiation at RNA polymerase III promoter.